AUGGCUAAGGGUCCCCAAGUCGGCGACAGCUUCCCCGAGGACGUUGUCUUCUCGUACAUUCCCUGGUCCGAGGAGUCCGGCGAGAUCACCUCCUGCGGUAUCCCGAUUAACUACCACGCCUCCAAGGAGUGGGCUGACAAGAAGGUCAUCGUCUUCGCCCUGCCUGGCGCCUUCACCCCUGUCUGCUCUGCCAACCAUGUCCCCGAGUACAUCGAGAAACUGCCCGAGCUGCGCGCCAAGGGUGUCGACGUGGUCGCCGUGCUGGCCUACAAUGAUGCCUACGUGAUGAGCGCCUGGGGCAAGGCGAACAAGGUUACCGGUGAUGACAUUCUGUUCCUCUCCGACCCGAACGCCAAGUUCUCCAAGAGCAUCGGCUGGGCCGACGAGGAGGGUCGUACCUACCGCUACGCCAUGAUCAUCGACCACGGCAAGGUCACCUACGCCGCCAAGGAGAAGUCGAAGAAUGUCCUCGAGGUCUCGAGCGCGGAGAAUGUCUACAAGCACCUGUAG
Molecule: messenger RNA, 510 nt
Organism: Penicillium lagena
Lineage: Eukaryota; Fungi; Ascomycota; Eurotiomycetes; Eurotiales; Aspergillaceae
Product: peroxiredoxin family protein
Exons: 4
Coding region: 1-510 (169 amino acids)
Biological process (GO): hydrogen peroxide catabolic process; cell redox homeostasis; cellular response to oxidative stress
Cellular component (GO): cytoplasm; mitochondrion; peroxisome
Molecular function (GO): thioredoxin peroxidase activity
Source: RefSeq, a predicted model, not a curated record